Molecule: messenger RNA, 4650 nt
Organism: Triplophysa dalaica
Lineage: Eukaryota; Metazoa; Chordata; Actinopteri; Cypriniformes; Nemacheilidae
Gene: farp1
Product: FERM, RhoGEF (ARHGEF) and pleckstrin domain protein 1 (chondrocyte-derived)
Exons: 27
Coding region: 232-3324 (1030 amino acids)
Cellular component (GO): cytoskeleton
Molecular function (GO): guanyl-nucleotide exchange factor activity; cytoskeletal protein binding
Source: RefSeq, a predicted model, not a curated record
GUGUUUUAAACUCUGAAGCGAGUCUUUGCUUUCAGUCCGGGAUCAAUCGCUCAGUCAUGGCGACCGGGAGGGCGGAAUACCGCAGCGCUUCCCGCGUAUAACCAGCGAUAAAUCGACAAUUCUCGGAUUCGGUUCGUGCACAGCAGCUUCUACUCGCGGAAUAUCGUUUUUACGCGCAGAUCACGGACUUUAAUCGCAUUCUUUCAGGAGAAACGGUGUGUUUGUGUCAGUAUGGUGGAGCCAGAGGAGCGCCCGUCAGCGGCAGGUCAGAGACUCGGAGCUCCUGACAGUAUGGGCAUCAGUACUCUCGAGCCCGGUCGCCGCCCCCCCGCCGUGACCCCCGGCAGACACAUGUCCAUCCGCGUUCAGAUGCUGGACGAUACUCAGGAGGUCUUCGAUGUGUCGCAACGUGCUCAAGGGAAGAUUCUGUUUGAUCUGGUGUGUACUCAUCUGAAUCUCAUCGAGGGAGAUUACUUUGGUUUGGAGUUUCAGGAUCACCGCAAAAUGAUGGUUUGGUUGGAUCUGCUGAAGCCGAUUCUAAAGCAAAUCAGACGACCCAAGAACACAAUCCUGCGAUUCGUGGUGAAGUUUUUUCCUCCAGAUCACACGCAGCUGUUAGAAGAACACACCAGGUAUCUUUUUGCCCUGCAGAUCAAACACGAUCUGGCUUGCGGCCACUUGACCUGCAAUGAGAGCAGCGCCGCCCUGCUGGUGUCAAACAUAGUGCAGUCUGAGAUUGGAGAUUUUGAUGAGGUUCAGUGUAAACAACAUCUACUCAACAACAAGUACAUUCCAGAUCAGGACACUCUGAUGGACAGAAUCAUGGAAUAUCAUCAGAAGCACGUCGGACAGACCCCGGCUGACUCGGAUCAUCAUCUCCUGGAGAUCGGCAGAAGACUGGAGAUGUACGGAGUUCGUCUUCAUUCUGCUAAAGACCGAGAAGGCACUAAACUCAACCUCGCUGUGGCUCAUUCUGGCAUCCUGGUCUUUCAGGGCCACACCAAAAUCAAUUCCUUCAACUGGUCUAAAGUCCGCAAGCUGAGCUUCAAGCGCAAACGCUUUCUCAUAAAACUACGGCCCGACUUAAACAGUAACUGUCAGGACACUCUAGAGUUUAUGAUGGGAAGCAGAGACUGCUGUAAAGUCUUCUGGAAGAUCUGUGUGGAAUAUCACGCCUUCUUCCGACUCUUUGAAGAGCCUAAACCCAAACCCAAACCCGUUAUCUUCACCAGGGGUUCCUCCUUCAGAUUCAGUGGUCGCACACAACGGCAGGUUAUUGAUUAUGUAAAAGACUCAGAAUUCAAGAAGAUUCCAUUUGAAAGGAAACACAGUAGAAUCCAGUCCAACAGCGACCUUCCUUCAUAUCCACCCAAACUGUGCGCUGAUGAUCACGGAGAGUGGAAUGCCAGCAGUUCAGGCCAGCAGGUGGACUCUGCUCACCGCGCUCAAGUGACCUUGGAGAACCCGUCUCACCAACGCUACGUUGGGAGCCCAACUUCUCAAAGCAACGGAUGCCGGAACGGGACCCACGACGAGGCGGAUGCUCGAUUCAAGCCAUCCCCAUCCAAGCAUCAGGCAGAGCAUCUGAGCACAGGUCUAGCAUCGCUCGCUGCCAAGGGUCCUGUGAGCAGCAGCGAGUCUCCAUCGGCUGUCAGGGUGAUGGUGAACGGACAGAAACAGAGUCUCAGCCUCGGUCACAGUCCAGAUGGACGACAGCCGUCUCCUCUCACCAGCCCGUUACUGACCGACGGAGGAUUCGUCCGCACGGACGACGAGGACGAGGUUCGCAGGAAGCGAUUCCCCACAGAUAAAGCUUACUUCAUCGCAAAAGAGCUUCUGACCACAGAGAGGACUUAUUUGAAGGAUCUAGAGGUCAUCACUGUGCACUUUCAGAAGUUUGUGGGGACAGAUGAAGCCAUGCCACAGUCAUUGAGGAAUCUCAUAUUUGCCAACUUUGAACCCGUCUACAAAUUCCAUGAGAACUUCCUGAAGGACAUGGAGCAGAGACUGGCACAGUGGGAAGGAAGAUCAAAUGCACACAUUAAAGGAGACUAUCAGCGUAUCGGAGACGUAAUGCUGAAGAAUAUUCAGGGUCUGAAGCUGUUGACGGCUCAUCUUCAGAAGCAUUCUGAGGCGUUACUGGAGCUUGAGAAGACGUGUCGCUCCUCCCGCAAGCUGGAGGUUCUGUGUCGAGACUUUGAGCUCCAGAAGGUUUGCUAUCUGCCGCUCAACAUCAUCUUCCUGCGACCGCUGCAUCGCCUCAUGCAUUACAAACAGAUCCUGGAGCGGCUGUGUAAACAUUAUCCACCGACACACGACGACUUCAGAGACUCGAGAGCCGCGCUCGCAGACGUCUCCGAGACAGUCGCGCAGCUUCAGGGGACCCUCGUCAAGAUGGAAAACUUCCAGAAACUUCUCGAGCUGAAGAAAGAUCUCACUGGCAUCGAGAAUCUCGCCGUUCCCGGAAGGGAGUUCUUCAGGUUGGGAUGUCUGAGCAAACUCUCUGGUAAAGGUCUUCAACAGAGAAUGUUUUUUCUGUUCAAUGAUGUUCUGAUGUACACGAGUCGAGGCAUGACAUCCUCAAAUCAGUUCAAGAUUCACGGGCAGCUUCCUCUCUAUGGAAUGACGAUCCGUGAGAGCGAGGAGGAGUGGGGCGUUCCUCAUUCGUUCACCCUUUUUGGACAACGUCAGUCUGUUGUCGUGGCCGCCAGUUCCAAAUCAGAGAUGGAGAAGUGGUUGGAGGACAUUAAGAUGGCCGUUGAUCUGUCAGACUGUGACGGAUCUUCAGCAGAGAUUCUCUCCAGCAGUUAUACUGACACCAAAUGCCCCGACGAGUCUAGCGCAGAUCAGGAAUCUGAGGACGAUCUGAGCUCUUCAAGAAGUUCUCUGGAGCGACAGGCACCUCACCGUGGUAACACCACGGUUCACGUGUGCUGGCAUCGUAACACCAGCGUGUCUAUGGUGGAUUUUAGCGUAGCUUUAGAGAAUCAGUUGUCGGGAAAUCUGCUCAGAAAGUUUAAAAACAGCAACGGAUGGCAGAAACUCUGGGUGGUUUUCACCAACUUCAGUCUGUUCUUCUACAAAACACAUCAGGACGAAUAUCCUCUCGCCAGCCUUCCGUUGCUAGGAUACUCCAUCACCAUUCCUUCGGAAUCUGAGAACAUUCACAAAGAUUACGUCUUCAAGCUUCAUUUCAAAUCGCAUGUGUACUACUUCAGAUCAGAGAGCGAGUACACAUUUGAGAGGUGGAUGGAGGUGAUUCGCAGUGCCACCUGCUCGUCCAGCCACACGAGCACCAUUCGCAAAGAGCCACACAUCUACUGACCAAAGAGAGAGAGAGAGAGAGAGAGAGAGACGACACGACACACACAAACAAACCGCCCGCAACAAACACACACACACAACCGGCCGAAACAUCAGGUUCUCAAUCAGGUUCUAACAAGAUGUAUCUUAUUACAGCAGAAACGGUUUUGUGUGCUACGUUCUUGCUUCACUUUAUCAAAAGAUCGAGGAGACUUCUAAUGGGUUGGAGUGACGUCAUAAAAUGACAGAAUAAAGGUUUGCGUCAAUGCCAAGCUCCAAAAUUUGACUACGGAGGUGUAAGCAUCAUCAGGUCAAAAUGAAACGCUUCCCUGUUUGUUUUUUUAAAUCUACAGAAGAUAAAUUGUCCUAGCAAAGACACAUUUGUGAAUUACAAUUUUUGUUAAGGCCGCAGUCGAAAACCAAUGCAUCAGUUUUCUGUAUGUAGGAGUUUGUGAAUUAAAUACUUUUAUAAAAGUUUUACACCAAAAGUUUUGACAGAGAAACCUUUUUCCAGGUCUGGUGAUUAAUGUAGAAGAAUAAAGCCCUUCCAUCUGUUUUGGUUGAAUCUCAUGGAACAUUAGUAAAUUUUACUCCAAAACUAUUUUAAUUAAUAUGAAAUUUCUGCGACAAUUAAGCACAUUUACCCUCUCAUGGAAAAAGACCCACUACAGGAAUGCAAAAAUGUUAUAUACAGUUGUAAGUAUACACUAUGGUAAUAGUUGUUAAACAUUUUUUAUAGCACUACAAUCAGGAUUGUGAAUGUGCUUAAUUGUCUGAAAGUGCUUAAAACACAGAAACAUGUUUCUGUUUUAUAAGCAAAGUAUAAUAUCUUUUUUGCGUUAGAUUUUGGGGUGAAAUGUAUGACACAUGAAAUGAACCCACAUCAAAAGACGGAUGUCUACGCACGUCUGGAUUUGUACUGUCCUAAGAAAAUGUUUCUCUGCAGGCCUGAGACUGACAGACAGACGCUGCCUUUCUACAUUCAUUUCUUUUUCUAGGAUGUGAUUUUGAUACGAUUUUGAUACUGAACUGUGAAUCACUCCUCAGUCGUUGUGUGAUCUGUGGGGGUUUCUUCUCCUACAGUAGGUGGUCAUCGUUCUCUCAUGGUGCAGAAGUUUUUCUGAUGGAUCCCAGCUGCCUUUGUCUAACUGCUCCAGUGCCAAACACUUUCACAUUUAGUUUCCCUUGAGGAUCUUUGUAUCUUUUGUACGUUAUCGAUGCGCUUCGGAGCAUUUUAAUCCUUUUUCUUUAUUAAUACGGAUAUAAAUAAACAUGCAUUAUUUGUCAGCAAAAAAUAUUUGAUGGUAAUUGAAUAUCUUCAGAAUAAAUUCAUUUAUAUGUCAUGCA